UCUAAAUGUUCUUUAAAAUAAACGAAAAUCGUACCAAGUUUGUACACUUGUUUCCGUAUUAUGAAAUAUUUGUUUUACUUGGGUAAAAUAUGUGGGUACAAAAUGUGUGUUGUCACCGUCCGUACGGUAGCUACCGGCGCACUCAACUUCCGGUGUAUGAUCGUGUGUGGACGACGUGACUGACAUUGUAAAAUUACAUUUCUUUAACUGACAUUUUGUUCUACAAUGGCUAGAAAUUCGCACCAUUAUGAAUAAGGGAUAGUUCAUAAAAUAAAUUUAGCGUCGCUUUUAAACUGACAAUAUGAAUACAUAUCGUGUGUGUUUCACCUUGAGCCGUGUGUGCAAGGUGCCUGGGCAGCUUCCUCCCACUUUAGCCAAGCCGUUGUACCUCAACGAUCCACCGUCUACUUAUUGCAGAAGGUAUGCCCUAAAAGCAGCGGCAGCAUCUAAAGGAACUAAGCCAGUGUCUCAAGAUUUUAUCAAUGGGGAUGUCGUUUCAGAACAGAUUUCAGCAACCAAUACCUCAACUUUACGUCCAGAUGUGUCAGUACAGACUGUUGAUAUUGCAGACUCUGAACCAAUAUCUUUACAUUUCAAGCAUGCAGAACAGAUAGUGAAUGUAAAAGCAGGUAGCAUAGCCAGCGGUCUUACUCUGUUCAUCCCAAAGCGGAAUGAAGUCUUCAGUGUUCAUAUUCCUCCCUCUGAACAAGUAAUUCAUACAGUGCUCCAAGACAACACGAUUGUCCCAACAACUGCUCUGCGUGUGACUUCAGGAGUAGUACAGACAGACAUGACCAAUCCUGCCAAGAGGAUUGACUCCAUUGAAGAGCAUCAGUGGAAGGAGCAGGUACUAGAAUUUCGGAAACUUCCAGACUACUACCUGAGGCUAUCCAAAAUCCGACUUACUAGUCUUGUUGUCAUAACAACUAUGGCAGGAUAUGCAAUGGCUCCAGCUGCAUUUGAACCGACGACCUUUGUUCUCUGUACCAUUGGGACUGGACUGACAUCUUGCUGUGCAAACUCUAUCAACCAAUUCUUUGAAGUCCCAUAUGACUCACAAAUGAAUCGCACGAAGAACAGGGUUCUUGUUCGAGGACAAAUCAGUCCUCUUCAUGCAGUUACAUUUGCUGUGAUAUGUGGGGCAACUGGUCUGUCCAUCUUGGCUGUUGGAGUUAAUGGAGUGACAGCUCUACUUGGUGGCUUUAAUCUUGUUCUUUACACUCUGGUUUACACUCCUCUUAAGCGCAUCAGCAUUGUGAACACAUGGGUGGGAUCUGUGGUGGGGGCCAUCCCACCUAUGAUGGGCUGGGCUGCUGGCACAGGUGGACUUGAAACUGGAGCAUGGAUCUUAGCAGGUAUACUGUAUGCAUGGCAGUUCCCUCACUUCAAUGCUUUAAGCUGGAACUUACGUCCAGAAUACUCGCGGGCUGGCUAUCGCAUGAUGUCUGUUGUCAAUCCUGGACUGUGUAAGCGAGUGGCUCUGCGCUACAGCGUGGUCUCCACAGGAAUUUGCCUGGUUGCCCCUUUACUAGACCUUACCACCUGGACCUUUGCAGUGGACUCCCUACCUCUUAAUCUGUACCUGACCUAUCUGGGCUGGCAGUUUUAUCGACAUGGAGACAGUAAAAGUUCCAGAAAGUUGUUUCGCUUCAGCCUAAUACAUUUGCCAGCAUUACUGCUCUUGAUGUGGAUAAGCAGGAAGCAGUGGAAGUCUAAAUCUAACGAUGAUGAAAGUUUAAAGGUGGGAUCAAAAGCAACUGCAGCAUCAUAACCCAUUUCAUUUAGUAUUGAGUUUAUGCUUGUUAGAUAUAGCAAUAUCUUUGCAAUGACAGGAAACAUGAAAGGUUUAAAAUAGAUAUGAAGAAAAUAGUUUAAACUCUUGACUAAAGCAAAACUGAUGCAGAAUCUCUGAUUCAGGAAAAUAUAGGAAAGUGUUAUUUAUAUCUCAUGCAAUAAAACUGCAAGUCUAUGCAGCAGUGAUGAUGAGUUUUGCUCAAUGUUGAUACAAUCUAUAUUGUACAAUAAAAACCAUGUGGAUGCAAUGUAUUAGCAGAGUAACAAGAUCUCUUCUAUUCAUACUCAUGACAAUGCAGAGUUUAUAAUUGAUGGUUUGAAUUAUCAGUUGUGGAUUAGCACAUUAGCUUUUGUUAAGAGUGUAUGCUAUAUUCUUCUCUUUGCUGGCAGUAUUUUGAAUCAUUUUAAAUUGUACCUAAUUCAACAUAUUAAGGGCAGUCCUGGGUGCUGCCAGAAUGUAGUGUUUGGUAAGUCUAUUCUUUUAAGCAGGGGGAAUUGCACCAACCACCUAGAAGUAGGAAGCUAAAUGCUUUGCUGGAAAUGACAACAUGGAUGUGUGUGAUAAGCGUGCUUGAUGUAUCUCCAGAUGAAACAAAAGUCAGCAGAUCGAGGGUGAAGAUCACACCAACUUCCCCAGAUCGUAAAAUAUGUUGAAGUGGUGAGGUUAGAUAGGUUUGGCGUUUCAUGCUAAUCAGGUAAUCAAAGAAAUAUGCCAAAGUAAAUGGGGCUGUAAACGGGCAAAAGCAUAAUUCUGCAACCAAGCAACAAAUGUUAUUGCAGUUCUUAAAAACUUACCUCAUUUGUGACAAAAAUUGCUCCUGUUCUAUGGGUGUGUUUUGCAAGUUUGUAGAGUUUAUUUGAUGUGAAACUAAUGAGAAUGCAUAAAAAAAUGUAUUUUUUUCUCACAAAUAUACAGCAUGCUAAGCUUGGUAAGAACUUGAUAUCUAACAUGUUAUUGAAACUAUGCAAUAGGAUGCAUACUUAGUCACACCACAUCCAUGAUAGCUUCCUUGAACUUCUCUCCAUUUUUCUUGUUUCAUUCAUCAUAGCUCAGAUUUCAAAUUAAUGUAUUUUAAAAUUUGGCUGGCAUGUUUAAGCCAUAUUAUGAGAUAUACAAGAGACAGAAAUGUUCACUUUUUUAAUGUAUAAAAAAAAAGUUUUAGAUUUUUUUUCAUAAGGCAGAAAAUGUAUGAAAGAAUAAACUGUUCCAUCAAAGGAA
This is a messenger RNA of Pomacea canaliculata, 3013 nucleotides long. Its product is annotated as protoheme IX farnesyltransferase, mitochondrial-like. NCBI's taxonomy places the organism in Eukaryota, Metazoa, Mollusca, Gastropoda, Architaenioglossa, Ampullariidae. The transcript has 7 exons. Gene Ontology annotation, cellular component: membrane; mitochondrion. Gene Ontology annotation, molecular function: protoheme IX farnesyltransferase activity. The record is from RefSeq and is a predicted model, not a curated record. Gene Ontology annotation, biological process: heme biosynthetic process. The coding region runs from base 302 to 1771 and encodes 489 amino acids.